AUGUCAAUCAGCCUCAGUAUUCGUCGCCUGCCCCUCCAAGCUCGUAUCCACAGCACCAGCAGCAGUCCUACCCUCCUCAGCAGUACCCUCCUCAACAACAGCAACCCUACGGCCAGCCUGCCCCUGGUCCUUACGGACAAGCCCCUCCACCUUCUGGACCCCCACCUCCUCAGGCUGGUGGCCAGCUCCCCCUGGUUGGGUGCAGCAGUUUGA
Messenger RNA from Aureobasidium uvarum, 213 nucleotides. NCBI's taxonomy places the organism in Eukaryota, Fungi, Ascomycota, Dothideomycetes, Dothideales, Saccotheciaceae. The record is from the annotation of a GenBank genome assembly.